Molecule: messenger RNA, 517 nt
Organism: Osmia lignaria (orchard mason bee)
Lineage: Eukaryota; Metazoa; Arthropoda; Insecta; Hymenoptera; Megachilidae
Product: cytochrome c, testis-specific
Molecular function (GO): electron transfer activity; heme binding
Source: RefSeq, a predicted model, not a curated record
AACAUUCGAUUAUUAAACGAGUAAUUUGUAUACAAAUUUGUAUAAGUUUAACACACUAUAGGCACUUUUUAUUAGAAUGGGAGAUGCAGAGAAUGGAAGGCAGUUAUUUGUGAAAAUGUGUGCUGUCUGUCAUCCUAUUAGUAAAGAUGGAAAGCACAAAGUAGGUCCGAAUCUUCAGGGAAUAAUGGGCAGAACCUCUGGCACUGCUACUGGAUUCAACUACACCGAGUCGAUGAGAACCAAAGGCAUUGUAUGGGACGAGAAGAAUUUAAAUGAAUAUUUAGAGUUCCCUAGGCAAUUCAUUCCAGGCACAAGAAUGGUAUUCAAUGGAAUUAAGAAAGCGAAGGACCGCAGUGAUUUAAUAGCUUACUUAGCAACGUUGAAAUAAUUAAUUAUGUAUAUUUCUCGCACGGUCAUCUCGUACAGUAUUCAAAGUAUGCAUUAUCAGUAGAUUUAAAUUAAUAAAUCUGUAUAGUUAAAAAAUAGAAGAAAUUGUAAAAGUGUUUCCUCUUUUCAU